AAGGUCCCGCUAAGAAACAAGCCUCUCAUCCCACCACGAGAGAGAUUGGAUUGUCGACCUCCAUUCUCUCACCCCUUCUCUGCUUCCAAUUCCCUUCCUUCUGGCUUCCUCUGCCUCGAGUUCCGCGGCUACACACCGAGGUCGCACCAUCAUGAGGAGGAGCUCAUGAAAAUCUCCAGUCGAGUAGACGGCUCCGUCUGUGCGGUGCUCUCGAACCGACCGUCGGCCAGGCUUGCCGCCCCGACCGUGAGGAGGAGCUUCUGCGCCGUGAGAGAUGGCGGCGGGGGAACGCACAGGAAGAGGCUCGCUGCUGAUUUCUUCUGCGCAAGGAGCUCGCUAUGGCUGCUCAAGACUUUUACACCAGCGACCGAGCUGCGACGGACCCUCCCAAUCCACCGACCCCGACAUGCGGCAAAGAACUACGGAACUGCCGCCGAGGCUGCGCGACAUUCGGGCCACAGCGCCAAUUCGACGCAUAGACAAGACCCAGAGCACCUCAUGUCCUUUGUCCGACAAGAAGACUCGAGCACGGUCGAGGAGCACUUGCAAUUCUACCAAGACCCAUACCGUCGACGGUAUGCCCAACCCGACGGGCAAAAGUUGGAGGUGUCGGACAACCGGCGGGACUUUGAGCAUCCGACCAAGGAGGAGACCUGCAAAGGCAACGAUGAGACGAAACGAAUAGUUGUCAAGCUCUGUUCUGCCAUCUCGCAAAAACUCCGUCGCCCCUACUACACCUCGCUUGAGCCGAUAUACGACAUCUAUCUCCAACUCCCCGAACCUCGAAUGCUUCACCUCACAUGGCAAUGGCGAGACAAGUUUCUCAGGGUCAUGGGAAGGCCGCCGAAGCGCGAUUCCGAGUCGAUGCUGCGGUACUUUGCGCUGCUUGGUGAUGUGAGAAACGUUGGCUUGUCCCUGCGUCGGACCCAUUGGAACCUCGCUAUGGCGUUUGCUACCAAGUAUGCGGGCCGCGCAACGUCCACCGAGUUGGAGACUGCGCUGCGGAUAUGGAGGGAAAUGGAGCGCGGUGCUGGUAUCAAGGGGAACGAAGUGACGUUCAACAUUCUGUUUGACGUCGCUUCCAAGGUUGGCAAUUAUACCCUGGCCGAGAUGAUUUACAGGGAGAUGGAAAACCGGGAAAUUCCGUACAACCGGUACCACCAUGUCAGUGUGAUACACUACUUUGGCCUGCAGAUGGACUCGGCAGGGAUCCGGGCCGCCUACAGGGACAUGGUCGAGGCUGGUGAGAUGAUUGACACUGUUGUGCUCAACUGUGUCAUAUCGGGGCUUCUCAGGUGCGGCGAGGAGGUGGCGGCUGAAGAGACGUAUCGGAAGAUGAGGGAUGUUCAUUCCAUGGCCCCGGAUCUCCCUGAUAGGAACUACGGGAUGCCUCGGGUCGUAACCAAGGUGUUGAUGAUGUUCAGCAGAGUUGGACGGAAGCACCCCGAGCUCGGCAAGUCUUUGCAGAAGCAGAUCGAGCUCAGUCCGAACCUUCACACCUACAAGCUCUUUGUGGAACACUACUCCACCCGGAUUGGGGACCUGGCAAAGGUUGCUCAGUACCUGGAUGAGAUGAAGUUUCUUCGGAUCACGAUCCAUCCGACCAUCUUCCUGGCUCUACUCAAGGGCUUCUACUCUCACGGAGGGUAUUCGAGCUCAGAGUGGAGCGAGCAGCGCCUCGAGGGAGUCUUGAAGGCCAUGUACCAGGCCAAAGACGAGGGAGUACGAGGUUUCCGUAUUGACCGGUGGCUGGUCAUCUGGGCUCUGCGAGCAGUCAAGAAGUGCUCCUCCAACGAAGCCGUCGUCAGAGUCUACGAUGAGCUGGCCAAGCGCUGGGACAUUGCACCAGAUCGAAUCCCGUUCAUCCAGUCCCUGUUCGACAACGUUCUCAACGGCAGCGAUAUGAAGUCGCCGAUGGGUCAAUGGGAUGGCCCGUCGUAUCGGAGAUACAAAAAAGAUGGAACGCGGUUAUGA
This is a messenger RNA of Fusarium falciforme, 1974 nucleotides long. RefSeq lists its product as hypothetical. Gene Ontology annotation, molecular function: protein binding. NCBI's taxonomy places the organism in Eukaryota, Fungi, Ascomycota, Sordariomycetes, Hypocreales, Nectriaceae. The record is from RefSeq and is a predicted model, not a curated record. The transcript has a single exon. Bases 166 to 1974 code for a protein of 602 amino acids.